AUGGCCCCCAGUAUGGCCAUCCGCCAGACUUGCUGCUGCUUCAACGUCCGCAUCGCCACCACCGCCCUGGCUAUCUACCAUGUGAGAUUUCCUGGCAGCCGAGGACGCCACAGGUCCCGGUCCCCUGGGCUGUGCCUGAGGAAGCAGGUCACCAUCAGCACCGUGCUGGUGAAAGGAGGCCACCAGAAACUGUUGUACCAGCUCAACGAGGGCCCCUAUGGCAUCUUCCGAAUCUGCCUCAGGGAGAUUGCCCCCAGGAUGCCAAUCGUGGUGGGCUCUUGUGAGCUCGGCUCAAAGCCGCCCCUCUUCCCCUGCAUCCCCUAUGGCCCCACGUGUGAUGCCUUUGACAAGCUCUUCGAGAAGGAGGUGCAGCUGCCCGAGCUGGACGUGGGGACCUGGCUCAUCUUCCCCUCCAUGGGCACCUAUAGUUGGGUCAUGAGCUCCAUCUUCAACAGCUUCCUGUCCACCUCCAUCUCCUAUGCCAUGGGACCCGAGUUCAGGUGUCUGGGUGGAAUGACAAAGAUGCUCUCACCAGGAUCUGACUGGCACAGGGAUCUGGUGGCUGAGCUCUGA
This is a messenger RNA of Pteronotus mesoamericanus, 573 nucleotides long. RefSeq names its product ornithine decarboxylase-like. Lineage: Eukaryota; Metazoa; Chordata; Mammalia; Chiroptera; Mormoopidae. Gene Ontology annotation, molecular function: catalytic activity. Bases 1 to 573 code for a protein of 190 amino acids. Gene Ontology annotation, cellular component: cytoplasm. The transcript has 3 exons. The record is from RefSeq and is a predicted model, not a curated record.